UAGUGUAGGAAAUUUAAGCGGCGGUGUACCACGAUAUUUAAUUUCUAAUAAACGCUUGCGGGAAUUUAAUUAAAUAUAUUUCGAAUAACUUCUAAGAGAAAUUAAAAACUAUAAAGCUCACGUUGACAUUUUAUUAUUUCAUUUUAUUCAAGUUGUGAAAUUAUUAACAACAACAAUUAACAAGACAACUCAACAAGAUCCGCCUGUUCAGGUAACAAGCCUUCGAUUCUAUUACAAACGUCGUCGUCAAAACAGUCAAUUCGAAGAACGGCAUUGCAAAAGGCUCGAAAAUUAGAAGAACUCGGGUCGUUUGAUAGUUUAAAAAAGUCCGUAAGACUUUAAACUGCUUGUGAUAUUAUUUAAAAAGCAUUUAGUGAAUUGAGAAUUCGAUUGAGUACUCAUUUUGUGAUAGUUCUGAAUAAGUUAUUUAUUGGAAUACAGAUUAUAGUGAUUUGCAGUAACGUCUAUGCUCUAUGAUAAAAUCAUAAUGCGAGACACUAUGAAGCCCUGUCAACACACAUUGUCUGAUGACGUCGUCUACAAGGACGUCGUUGUUAUAGGUAAUGGACCAAGCGGUAUGGUAACUUCGUUCAUGUUGGCUGGUAAUGUACCCUACCUGAAGGAAAUUCCAGAAGAUCUUCCCAUAGACGAAAUGCUCAGAGCCAGAUUAUCAAACAUGCCUCCCGGACAGAGCCUAUACGAAGCUGACCUCCUCGAAUUAGCUGAAGGUCUGGAAGGUAGAAGUCAGAAUCCCAUUUCUUUGCUGAUGGACAAUUUGUUAAGACCAUGCGCAGACUUGGGGAUUCAGGCUGACUCGCUUAUUGAAUGGCGAUAUGACGUAGAAAAAGAGAUUGACCACGUAGUCUUAGGGAGGGGCCCGCCUGGCGGUUCCUGGCAUACGUUUCCUCCGAAUGUAUUAACUCUUUCUCCGGGCGCGUGGCUCUCUCUACCUCCGCACACGACCGACUCCACCGAGCGACUGACGGCGAGUGGCGUCGCCGAGUACUGUCGGCGGUACGUUCAAGCCUGUCAUUUGCAGCGUUACUUUCGCUGCGGCGUCGUGGUAACAAGUGUGACAGCUGGGCCUCGAAUUCCUGGGGCCCCUUGCAGCCCUGCUUGUCCACGGGGGGCUGCCUAUUGCGUCUCUGGAUAUGACCACAAGGAACAGCGCGGGUUUAGAUAUGUAUGUCGUCGGGUGGUUAUCGCGGCUGGUGCUUGUGACAGACCAAAUGCCCUUCCUGAACACAUUUCGACAAAUGCUGUACAUCAAUUAGGUGAUUUGGAGAGGGCUGCUCAGUUACUUGAUACUAAAAAGAUAUCCGACCAUGACCGCUCAGUACUAAUAGUAGGCUCAGGAGUGUCUGCUGCGGACGCAGUGCGCCUCGCGCGCUCUUCAAAUCUCCAUGUAUAUCACCUCCAUAGAACAGCUGCCGACUCACUUGCUAAACUGCCAUUGAUUAAUUAUCCUGACUAUAACCAGGUCUACAAAAUGAUGUGUGACGGUCCAUCAGGAAAUCACCCCAAUUACAACUCACUCCCUGAACAUAUGAUUGUUGAGGUAACAACAUUACAUUCACCUAGGCUUCAUCAUCCCGAUGAAGAAAAAGUAUGCCUUAAAAACGUCAAAUUACUUAACCUUACAACAAACAAGACUAUAGAAUUAACUGUCUCCAUUAUUGCAGUACUAAUUGGCUCAAAACCAGACUUAUUUUUUCUUCAAACAAACUUUGAUUUGAACACAAUAGACAUAAAAAAGUGCAAAUGUAAUGAAAAGAAAAUAGAUGAUAAACAAUGUUUUCUCAAAAACCACUGGCAUUAUUUUAAAUCUGUAUUAGGACAGAGUAUACAAAGUUGUAAAUCCAGGUAUUUGAAUUACACAGAAAUAAAUGGCAACAUUGGUACAAAAUGUUCAAUACCAGAUUGUAACAAGAGGGACACAUGCACUUGCAACACCAAGGCUGAACGUGGUCAUGCAGUCCGUGAAUGCAAAUGUGAAAUCAUUCCAUAUUCAAAUCUACAGCAGGAAAAGAACUGUCAAUGUCAACCGACAAACCCAUACAGUUCUGGCUUAGGUUAUGGUAUUGACCCAAAGAAGCCAGUUGAUGGACGAUCCAACCCAGUGGCCAUAGACAAAAGUACUCAUGAAUUGUUUAAUUACCCAGGAAUGUAUGCCUUAGGUCCUCUUACAGCUGAUAAUUUUAUAAGGUUCAUUCCUGGGGGUGCACUAGCCCUAGUGUCAAACAUCCACCGAGAAACAAAAUCAGAGUAAUAUAAGACCAUUGAAAUUGUGAUUAUAUACUUAAUUUUAUACAAUAAAUUAUUUUUUAUACACUGUC
Messenger RNA from Pieris rapae (cabbage white), 2336 nucleotides. RefSeq names its product oxidative stress-induced growth inhibitor 1. NCBI's taxonomy places the organism in Eukaryota, Metazoa, Arthropoda, Insecta, Lepidoptera, Pieridae. The record is from RefSeq and is a predicted model, not a curated record. The transcript is spliced from 10 exons. The coding region runs from base 467 to 2269 and encodes 600 amino acids.